Molecule: messenger RNA, 965 nt
Organism: Cuscuta campestris
Lineage: Eukaryota; Viridiplantae; Streptophyta; Magnoliopsida; Solanales; Convolvulaceae
Source: the annotation of a GenBank genome assembly
UUAAAUGCUAUAAGGCACAUUGAGUUUGGUUUCUUACACUUGGUUCCGGAGUUUUUUCUCAAAAUGUAUGACUCUGUGUUUCCAAAUUAAUUUUGACAUUCUCACAUUACCACAUUAUGGAAAGAACUUCUCGAGCUCUUUCUAAUACCAUAAGAUUCGUUGGUCUACUUGGUAGUCAUGCUCUUGGUAGCAAUCCGAGGUUCAUGGCUACAGCGGUUGAUCUAGGACGUGAAUUGGUAAGGCGAAAAAUCAGGCUUACCUACGGAGGAGGCAACGUUGGCCUUCAAGGAGCUGUAGCUUCAACGCUCUAUAAUAAUGGUGGUAGAGUCAGAGGUUUCAUACCAGGGUAUAUAGCAACACGAGGGGUCUAUGGACCAACAUAUGGUGCGGAGUACACCGUUUCCAGCAAUUACUAUAAGUAUUUCGAGAUGAAUCAUAUUGUGGAAGCCUUCAUUGUACUUCCUGGAGGGAUUGACACUAUCGAAGGUUUGUUCACCUUAAUCUCAUGGGCAUCUGAAGGGUUGCACAGCAGACCUAUUGGUCUCUUAAACAUUGACGGUUAUUUCAAUAACCUAAUCAAGUUUCUAGAUGAUGCGGUGAGGCAGAACUUCAUGGCUUUGAAUCAGAGGAAACUGUUCAUUUCUUCUUUCUUUGUUGAUGAGCUUUUGGACAAGCUAGAGUUUGCUAAGGCUUUCCCAGGUCCUCGUGCUAGUUAUGAAGAGUUUGCAAAUCCUGGAAGCUUAGACUUAGAGUUGCAUUUGUAAUAUUUCCAAGUUGAAAUAAUAUUAUCCAUGUACAUUACGUGUCAGUUAUAAAUAUCGUUCUAAGCUGCAUGACCAGUGCAUUUCAGAAGAAUAUUUAUUUCUAACAUCAAAAAGUACCAUGUAAAUAUUAAUCCUUUUCUUUAUCUUCCAGUCUUUCACUAUUGGUGUGACUGUUUCACAUCUUGUUUUGUAUUGUCAUCU